UUUACCUUCUGAGAAUUUCCCGCGAACAGUGCACGAGCACUGAUGCCUGCAGACCAGACAGAGAGUUAGCAGAUUCUAAACAUUUGACGAACUAAAUCACUUUAUUAUACAUUUUUCCAUAAACAGGCUUUAUGGCGAAGCAAAGCAGCAUUUUCAAUUUUUUCAAUAAGUCUCCGCCACCGGUUCCGAAGGCGAAACCGAGUCCCUCGCCCGCAGAAGCCGACUUGCCAUCCUCAGUUCGAAAAAAGAACAGCUCUCCAAAAGAAGAAGCUAAGCAUGCAUCUCAAACUCCCACCACCAAAAAGACUCCUACAAAACCCCUUAAUGCAAAAGCGAGCAAAGGCGGAUUCGGCAAACUCUUUGGGAAUAAGACACUAACAAUACAGGAGAGUCCAGCACCAUGUCCAUUCAGCGCCGGAGCCUUGGUGUGGGCCAAGCUAGAGGGGCACCCCUGGUGGCCGUGUAUGGUAGUGCCCCAGCCUGUCAGCGGGCAGCAGAUGAGGGGCAGGGGUAAAAGCCAGCGCCUGCAUGUCCACUUCUUCGACGAGCCACCGACCAGGGGCUGGGUCAGCACCAAAUAUAUCCGCGAGUAUCAAGGCUCGGACAGCAGUGAUGCUAAGACAGGAGGGGUGUUCUUCAGUGGUAAGCCUGUGAUCCGCAGGGCCAUGGAGCUGGCUGAUGCUGCUAUGCCAGACAGCCCAGAGACCAGACUGAAGAUGCCUGUCUGUAUGGACCCAUCUGAUGCUGAGGAAGACGAGGAGGAGGAUAUGGAGCUUGAUAAGUCAACAUUGACCGACGAAGAUUUGACUGAAGAGGAAGAUGAGGAGACAGUGAAGUCAAAGCCUAGUCGCCGUUCCUCCCGUGCCACAGCAGAACAGGGCGGCAAGUCUAAGCGUCGCCGCAUCGUGGUCGCCUCCGACAGUGAAGGCUCGGGUGACGAAUUCAAACCAGAACAGGCCGGAUGCAGCAGUGAGGAAGAUGAGGAAGAGGUAGUGAACAGUGCGUCGGAGGAAGAUGUAGAAAGUGAACGUGAGGCUGAACCUGACAGCCCAGUUAAACCGGUGAAACGCAAACGACCCGCGGAGAAGCCAUCCAGUGCCAAACCAAAACCCAAGACUCCCACUCUUCCAGAAACCGCCAAGAGAGCCCCCUUAUCUAGCACCAUCACAGCCAACACCAAGUCUCGACUCUCAGCCUUUUCGGCCCCGGAGAGCUUCGACAGCCAGGCGAAUGGCUCCGGUGCCUGCGGGCAAGGUGGGGCUACGGUAUGGGACCAUGAGAAGCUUGAUUGGCUACAGGAAGGCCGGAGGAAAGACGCCAAGAGACGGAAACAGUCUGAGGAAGACUACGACCCCACGACUCUGUAUGUCCCAGAAGACUUCUUGAACAAAACGACCCCAGGCAUGCGGCGCUGGUGGCAGCUCAAGUCGGAGACGUUUGAUGCCGUGCUCUUCUUCAAGGUGGGUAAGUUCUAUGAGCUGUACCACAUGGACGCUGUGAUUGGUGUCAACGAGCUGGGUCUGACCUUCAUGAAGGGGUCCUGGGCCCACUCUGGCUUUCCCGAGAUAGGCUUUGGACGCUUCUCAGACGGACUGGUGCAGAGGGGAUACAAGGUGGCACGUGUGGAGCAGACAGAGACUCCAGACAUGAUGGAGGCUCGCUGUAAGACCAUGCUGAAGCCCACCAAGUUUGACCGGGUGGUACAGCGUGAGGUGUGCCGAAUCAUCACACGGGGAACGCAGACCUACAGCGUGUUGGACGGAGCCCCUUCUGAGACACACAGCAAAUACCUCCUCAGCAUCAAGGAGAAGGCAGAGGAGGAGAGUUCAGGGCGCUGCAGGACCUAUGGGGUCAGCUUUGUGGACACAUCUGUAGGGUACUUCCAUGUGGGCCAAUUCCAGGACGACCGACACUGCUCCCGGCUCCGCACCCUGUUGUCUCACUACGUUCCUGCACAGGUGCUCUUUGAGAAGGGGAACCCUUCAGCCGAAACCCGUAAAAUCUUCAAGGCUUCUUUGUCCUCGGCUAUGCAGGAGGGGCUGACUGCAGGCUCCCAGUUCUGGGAUGCACAGAAGACCCUGAAGACCCUAGCUGAAGAAGACUACUUUAAGGAGAGUGUGGGGAAGGAUGAGGAGCCUGGGAGCAGUGUUCUCCCCUCUGUCCUCAAAUCUAUGACAUCUGAGAGCGACUCGUUGGGUCUGACCCCUAAGGAGGGGUAUGAGUUGGCCCUGUCGGCCCUGGGAGGCUGUAUGUUCUACCUUAAGAAAUGUCUGGUAGACCAGGAGCUGCUGUCCAUGACCAACUUCCAGGAAUAUGUCCCAGUGGACGUGGAGAUGGAGAAGGCAGCCGGGCCAACCAGUUUCUUCUCCCAGACCCGUCAGCGUAUGGUCCUGGAUGGGGUGACCCUAGCCAACCUGGAGAUCCUGCAGAAUGUCUCGGGGGGUACAGAGGGGACCUUGUUGGAACGCCUGGAUACCUGUAGUACUCCAUUUGGUAAAAGGUUGCUGAAGCAGUGGCUCUGUUCCCCGCUCUGUAACCCCACAUCCAUAGGGGAACGCCUGGAUGCCCUGGAGGACCUGAUGGGAGUGCAGGCCCAGGCUACGGAGGUCUCAGACCUGCUCAAGAAGCUCCCUGAUCUGGAGAGGCUCCUUAGUAAGAUCCACAGCAUUGGUACUCCGAAGGGUCAGGACCACCCAGACAGCAGGGCUGUUUUGUAUGAAGAGGUCACCUACAGUAAGAAAAAGAUUGCGGACUUCCUCUCGGCUCUGGAGGGCUUCAAGACCAUGCAGGAGAUUGUGACCAUACUAGGACCGGUCGCGGGUGACUUCCAGUCCAGGCUGCUGCGCCUGGUGGUCAACCUGAAGGAUGACGGUCAGGAGGGCCUCUUCCCUGACCUGUCGGCCGAGCUGAAACGCUGGGACACAGCCUUCGACCACCAGAAGGCCCGCGCCACCGGAGUCAUCACCCCUAAGGCUGGCUUUGACCCAGAGUUUGACCAGGCUCUCAGUGGCAUCAAGGCCUGUGAGAGGGACCUACAGGACUACCUGGACAGGCAGAAGAAGAGGCUGGGCUGCAGGAACCUGACCUACUGGGGGACGGGACGGAACCGCUUUCAGAUGGAAGUACCAGACAGUGUCUCAGAGAGGAACAUUCCUGAGGAGUACAAGGUGAAGUCCACUAAAAAGGGUUGGAAACGCUACUGGACCAGGGAGAUAGAGCGUCUGUUCUCAGAGCUCCAGAGUCUUGAGGAGAAGAGAGACGCAGCUCUGAAGGACUGCAUGAGAAGACUCUUCUACAACUUUGACAAGAACUACAGGGACUGGCAGACUGGGGUAGAGUGCAUGGCUGUGCUAGAUGUGUUACUGAGUCUGACACGGUACAGCCAGGGGGGAGAUGGAGGACCAAUGGCACGGCCUCAAGUACUACUUCCUGGUGACAUCAGCCAAUCAGCAGCCUUCCUGGACCUGAGGGGCUCCCGCCACCCCUGUGUCACGAAAACCUUCUUCGGUGAUGACUUCAUCCCUAAUGACAUUGCUAUUGGCUGCCCUGGCAGCGAGGAGGGGGGCCAGGAGGAUAACGGACAUGCACCCUGCGUGCUGGUCACUGGGCCUAACAUGGGAGGAAAGUCGACUCUUAUGAGACAGUGUGGUCUGGUGGUGGUCUUGGCCCAGUUGGGUUGCUAUGUUCCUGCUGAGAGCCUGUCCUUUACCCCUGUGGACAGAGUCUUCACCCGCUUGGGAGCAUCGGACCGUAUCAUGGCUGGGGAGAGCACCUUCUUUGUAGAGCUCAGUGAGACUGCUAGUAUCCUCCACCAUGGGACCAAGCACUCCCUGGUGCUGCUGGAUGAACUGGGGAGGGGCACAGCCACAUAUGACGGCACAGCGAUAGCCAGUGCUGUGGUGAACGAGCUGGCGGAAAGGAUCUGCUGUCGGACCCUCUUCUCCACACAUUACCACUCCCUAGUAGAAGACUACACCAACAACCCUGCUGUACGGCUCGGACACAUGGCCUGUAUGGUGGAGAAUGAGGGAGAUGAGGACCCUAGUCAGGAGACCAUCACCUUCCUCUACAAGUUUAUAACGGGAGCAUGUCCUAAAAGCUACGGUUUCAAUGCUGCUCGCCUCGCCAACCUGCCUGAGGAUGUUAUACAAUCGGGCCACAGGAAGGCCAAGGAGUUUGAGAGGAGCACCAUUUCCCUACGAGUCUUCAAGAAGCUGUGUUUGUAUGCUGAAGACCCCACAGCAGCCAGCACACAGUUUGCCUUGCUGGUCCGGAUGAUCAGCAACCUGUGAAGAUGAAGCAGUUUUAUUUUUUGGGCCUGUUCAAGAGAACGUUACAUUUCUAAUUUGAAUGUUGUAUCGAGUAGAAUAGGAAACUGUCUUCAGUCUAUUUGCAACAUUUAAAACCUUUCACAUCCCUGAAUCCUGUUUUGUUCUUUGUAGUUUGCUCUUGUUCUUCCCUUUCCACCAUCACAAAUCACUACUGUAUUAUGAUCUAAUAAAGUUUAUUUUUAAAAAAUGA
Molecule: messenger RNA, 4521 nt
Organism: Salmo salar (Atlantic salmon)
Lineage: Eukaryota; Metazoa; Chordata; Actinopteri; Salmoniformes; Salmonidae
Gene: msh6
Product: mutS homolog 6 (E. coli)
Biological process (GO): mismatch repair
Cellular component (GO): MutSalpha complex; nucleus
Molecular function (GO): mismatched DNA binding; ATP binding; ATP-dependent DNA damage sensor activity
Source: RefSeq, a predicted model, not a curated record